Messenger RNA from Scaptodrosophila lebanonensis, 1871 nucleotides. RefSeq names its product probable cytochrome P450 6a21 (gene Cyp6a21). The record is from RefSeq and is a predicted model, not a curated record. NCBI's taxonomy places the organism in Eukaryota, Metazoa, Arthropoda, Insecta, Diptera, Drosophilidae. Gene Ontology annotation, molecular function: heme binding; oxidoreductase activity, acting on paired donors, with incorporation or reduction of molecular oxygen; monooxygenase activity. The coding region runs from base 37 to 1551 and encodes 504 amino acids. The transcript is spliced from 2 exons.
AAGCUUCUUAGGCUGUGUGUACGAGUUCCAUCAGAAAUGGGUGUUGGGGGUUUGCUUCUCACAGCGCUGGUGGCCCUACUUGGGUAUCUGUUCCUAAGACUACGACGCAAUGCGCAAUAUUGGCAAAACUUGGGUAUAGCUUGUGAAGAGCCACACCUACUAAUGGGCAGCUUGACUGGCGUGCGUUCCAAGCGCUCAUUCAUGGAAAUUUGGACGCACUACUACAAUAAGUUCAGGGGCACCGGACCAUUUGCUGGCUUCUAUUGGUUUCAACGUCCGGCUGCCUUCAUCUUGGAGCCUUUUCUAGCCAAGCAUAUACUCGUCAAAGACUUCAAUAAGUUCACGGAUCGUGGAUUUUUCCACAAUGAGGAAGAUGAUCCGUUGACGGGACAGCUCUUCUUGUUGGAUGGCCACAAGUGGAAGUCCAUGCGCAACAAGUUGUCUUCUACCUUCACCUCGGGAAAAAUGAAAUACAUGUUCCCAACGGUUGUGAAGGUUGGUUACGAGUUUGUAGAAGUGUUCGGUGAUAUGGUGAGAAAGCAAUCAGAAAUUGAGGUGAAGGAGCUGUUGGCACGUUACACCACCGAUGUAAUAGGAACUUGUGCCUUUGGAAUUGAGUGCAGCAGUCUGAAGGAUCCCGAGGCCGAGUUUCGACUGAUGGGUCGUCGUGUGUUUACGGACGUGCGACACGGUGUCCUAGGCCUUACAUUUUUAAGUAGUUUCCCAAAGCUGGCACGUCGCCUGCACAUGAAAAAUACACCGCAACAUAUUGAAGAUUUCUUCCUGCGAAUAGUCCGCGAAACUGUGACCUUUAGAGAGCAAAAUAACAUAAAACGCAACGAUUUUAUGGAUCAGCUAAUUGAAUUGAAAAACAAUCGUAUGCUCAAGUCUGAGACGGGGGAAAGCAUGAACCUGACACUGGAGGAGGUAGCCGCACAAGCUUUUGUGUUUUUCGCGGCGGGCUUUGAAACCUCAUCGACCGCAAUGGGAUUUGCUUUAUACGAAUUGGCCCAGAAUGCCAACAUUCAGCAAAGGGCACGGGACGAAAUAAACGAAGUACUGGAAAAACAUAAUGACGAGUUGAACUACGAGUGUAUGAAAGAGCUCACAUACUUGGAUCAGAUCAUAUCAGAGACCCUCCGCUUAUACACUGUUCUGCCAGUGCUAAAUCGGGAGUGUCUGGAGGACUACGUGGUGCCUGGCUAUCCAAAGUAUGUCAUCAAGGCCGGCAUGCCAGUUUUAAUUCCUGCUGGGGCCAUGCAUCGUGACGAGAAGCUGUAUCCCGAUCCAGACACGUUCAAUCCGGAUAAUUUUGAUCCGGACCGAGUCAAAGAGCGAGACUCAGUGGAGUGGUUGCCAUUUGGAGACGGCCCACGUAAUUGCAUUGGAAUGCGUUUUGGCCAAAUGCAGGCACGCAUUGGACUUGCCCUACUCCUCAAAAAUUUCAGAUUUUCAGUUUGCGAACGUACACCCAUUCCUAUGACAUAUAACUUAGAGAGCUUUCUGGUCGCUAGCGAAAAGGGCAUCUAUUUGCGGGUAGAGCAGAUCUAAUACGAAGUAUGAUGAAGCAUUCAGGCAUAUAUUUUUUGACCUUACAUUACCCAAAUGUUGGUUUUUUUCCGCUUGGGUGGCUACCUAAUUAGAAAAGUAUGCGUGUUCUAGGUUCCACCAUUUUCUGCUAGAAGUCUAUUUAUACAUAAUUAGUACGAUUGAUGAUUUAUGAAUCGCAGAAUACUCGAUGUUGCAAAUACUCGUGUGGAUUAUAUUGUCUAAAAAAUGAAAUAAAAUUAUCUCUAAAAUAUAGUGUGUCCAAUUUAGGUUCCCAUUUAAAAUUAUCAAUUCAAUAAAACAGCUUACUAUUUUGGCAUAAA